Molecule: messenger RNA, 1321 nt
Organism: Xylona heveae TC161
Lineage: Eukaryota; Fungi; Ascomycota; Xylonomycetes; Xylonales; Xylonaceae
Exons: 3
Coding region: 223-1038 (271 amino acids)
Biological process (GO): protein import into nucleus; spindle pole body duplication
Cellular component (GO): nuclear outer membrane; nuclear pore transmembrane ring
Source: RefSeq, a predicted model, not a curated record
GAACACACAGCGAAGAAGGACCUCUCGCCCAAAACAAUCAUCUGUCCCAAGGGACAACAGGGCAAUCACGGCCAUCGCCUUCCAUUCCGGCACAAUGCUAUAGACGAUAAUAUCGAUUCGAUUUGGAUUUGCAUGAGUAGAUCUCGUUCCCUCAACAGGUAAGUACGGUAAGUAUUUAAAGGAAAAAGUUCCAAUCCGGCAUUAUUUGAGAAAGAAUUCAAAAUGGCCCCGCUCGCAGCAGCUAGCCCUGCGACCCCUCAAGCCUACCGCUCGCCAGGCUCGGAAUCAAAAAACACUCCCACUGGGACAUGGAGACAUCCUCGAUUCGAUGAAAUUACGCGCCGGCAGAAUGCUUCGACGUUCAACGACAAGAGCGUGGCGAGACUUCUUUACAAUGGACUAGUUUUCCUAGGGACAUUUCUCUUGACUGCCUUGCCUGAAAUUUUCCCCCGCGCGUUUCAUGCGUUGAGCUUCUUGUCGCCGUAUUAUUGGUACGCCCUUCUGCUCACGCGACUAUUGUUACUCUUCAACAUAUCCGUUGCAGUCUACCCACUCUUUCGCCGCAAAGAUGAAUUGGCCGAUAUACCUUUGACCCCGUCGCAGCGGGCCCUUCUCGGCUUGAACCCCAAUUCUGGAUCCCCCGCUACGACUCCGGAUCAGUACAUUACUCCACCUCGUUAUCGUCGCUCUUCGACUCCGAGGAGCGGAUCUCCUGUGAGUGGCAGCAGCACAUAUUCUAGUUCACCUCUGUCCGGUCGAGCCAGCUUGAAUGCCGCCGGUUCCUCUUAUUCGCCAUCGCCUAGCCCGCUUUUGCAAAAGGCAGUGAGCAGUGGACAGAGGAAUCUCAAUCGGCGCUCUAGUUAUGGAACUGGAUCUCCCUUCGGUGUAAGCUUCAAUGGAAAGGAGAGUCUUGGAUUUGGGGUUUCGAGUUCACCGAGUCCGACCAUUGGCAAGGGAGCCAGCGUGCCGUUGAAUAGCCGCUGGUUGUAUGAGCGAGGCCGAGCCAGCCCGGCGGGUUAUAGAGAUCUUUAUUCAUGAAGUUGACAGUAUGCGACGACGCCCAUUUUGUAUUUCAAUUGCUUUCAUGUUACACUCUGGCGUCAACUGGCUCAUGUUGUAAAAGCACGCGCUCGGGCAUGCCUUAGUCUGCUUCCUUACUUUUUUUCUUCUCUCCCUUCCCUUUUCGCUUUGCAUGCCACUGGUGUACGGCACGAUCUUGCAUUUCUACGGAUGGGUCCGCCAGAGGCGCUGACCUAUAUAUUGGUAGUGGUAGCAUCGUUUAUUAUUAUUAUACCUAGAUAGAACAAUAAACUCACUGGUG